Sorex fumeus (smoky shrew) is the source of this 1142-nucleotide messenger RNA. It is a transcript of the gene SHD, whose product is annotated as Src homology 2 domain containing transforming protein D. The coding region runs from base 89 to 1126 and encodes 345 amino acids. Lineage: Eukaryota; Metazoa; Chordata; Mammalia; Eulipotyphla; Soricidae. The record is from RefSeq and is a predicted model, not a curated record. The transcript is spliced from 6 exons. Gene Ontology annotation, molecular function: phosphotyrosine residue binding.
CACUCCCCCCGCCAGACUCAUCCGAGGAAAGGAGGCAUGUGAGCCCCACUCCGACAGUGGCCAGCUUCGGGGGGUGUCACGCAGCCCGAUGGCGAAGUGGCUGCGGGACUACCUGAGCUUCGGGGGCCGGAAGCCCCCUCCGCAGCCGCCCACCCCGGAUUACACGGAGAGCGACAUCCUCCGCGCGUACCGCGAGCAGAAGGACCUGGACUUCGAGGACCCCUACGAGGACACGGACCUGCGCCCCGAGCCGGACCCGGCGGGCGCCGCCGGCGACGCCAGGAGCCCGGGAGAGGUCAAGUACGAUUCUCCCAAACACCGACUCAUCAAGGUAGAAACCGCCUCGGACGCCAGGGCCAAGGCCCUGCUGGGCUGCCCUGGGGACGAGUCGGACGGGGACGCCGAGUACUCGGACCCUUUCGAUGCUCAGCCUCCGCCACCAGCCCCCGACGACGAUGACGGCUAUAUGGAACCCUAUGAGGCCCAGCGGGUGGUGAGCGAGUUCCCAGGUGGACCUGUGCACCUGUAUGACACGCCCUACGAAGGACAGGGCGAGGAGCCGGAAGAGGACGCGCGGUCCGCGGCGAGGCCUCGCCAGAGCCGGCUGCCCCAGGGGGAUGAGCGACCGGCAGAUGAAUAUGACCAGCCCUGGGAGUGGAAGAAAGAGCAUAUCUCCAAGGCCUUUGCAGUGCAGUUUGACAGCCCCGAGUGGGAAAGGACCUCAGGCUCUGCCAAGGAAUUCCGGAGACCCCCACCCAGAAGCCCUCAGCCUGCAGAACGUGUAGAUCCAGCCCUGCCCCUAGAGAAACAGCCGUGGUUUCAUGGCCCACUGAGCCGGAUGGAGGCCGAGAACCUCCUGGCACUCUGCAAGGAAGGCAGCUACCUCGUGCGUCUCAGCGAGACCAGCCCCCAGGACUGCUCCCUGUCCCUCAGGAGCAGCCAGGGAUUUCUGCACCUGAAGUUCGCUCGGACCCGAGACAACCAGCUGGUCCUGGGUCAGCACAGCGGCCCCUUUGCCAGCGUCCCCGAGCUGGUCCUGCACUACAGCUCCCGCCCACUGCCCGUGCAAGGCGCUGAGCACCUGGCCCUGCUGUACCCGGUGGGCACCCAGACCCACGGCCCCUGAUUGGGAGUCUCGGCCG